This is a messenger RNA of Pundamilia nyererei, 1185 nucleotides long. NCBI's taxonomy places the organism in Eukaryota, Metazoa, Chordata, Actinopteri, Cichliformes, Cichlidae. The record is from RefSeq and is a predicted model, not a curated record.
AUGACCCCCGGAGUUUCCAGUUAUCAGUACACUGAAGGUCCUCAGUCCAUCUCCUUUUCUGGAUCAGGGUUCCUGGCCACCUACCAGUUAGGCGUCGCCCAGUGCUUCCUACAUUAUGCACCCUGGAUACUUCACUCCGCACCUAGCAUCCUUGGCUCAUCUGCUGGUUCUCUGGUAGCAGCUGCUGUGGUUUGUGAAAUGAAUUUAAUUACCAUUCGGGAUGAGAUGAUUCAUUUUGCCAAGGAAGUGAAGUCUUUUACCCUUGGACCACUGAACCCCUCAAUCAAGUUUUUUCACUGGCUGGAAUGUAUUUUAAACAAGCAUCUUCCGCCUAAUGCGCACCAACUGGCCAACCGUCGCCUUGCUGUUACCAUGACCCGUCUGACGGAUGGCGAGCAAAUUCUCAUGUCUGAUUUUGACUCCAAAGAAGAUGUAGUACAGGCACUGCUUUGUAGCUGUUUUUUGCCUGGUUACUGUGGUUUUGUACCUCCAUCAUUCAAAGGAGUAUUCUAUUUGGAUGGUGGCUUAAGCGGCAUUCAGCCUAUAGCGCCUGGAUCCUCCAGUCGCACACUGACCGUGUGCCCAUUUUCUGGAGAGAGUGACAUCUGCCCUGGCGACGCACCAUGUUGGCUGGACAUUGUAACGCAUGGUGUCACUUUAAAGGGCAAUUUGGACAACAGCUUCAGGUUCAUCAAUGCCAUUUACCCAACUUUGGAGAAUAUGGAGGAAGCCUUUCACAGUGGCUACAAAGAUGCUGUUCAUUUCCUUCAGAGUAAUGUGUUGCUGAGCAACGUGAUGACUUAUCUGAACAUGUUUGGACUCCCUGCAAGAAUCCUAUCCUACCUGCUCCUGCCCCUCAUGCUGUCUUAUUACGCUGUGCUGCAGAACAGGGACAGGCUGGAGUUGCUGUUCAAGCAGAUGCCUGAGCUUCUUCUGUUGACUUGGCACACCAUCAGAGUUUUCACCUUUUUCUUUUUCGAAGGAGCUGUCUCUACCAUCAAGAAGAAUAUAAAUGAAAACAUCAUGCCGGUCGCCCGGGCGCUGUGGCAGAAAGACCAGGUGCAGUCUGAGGCAUCACAAGGCCGGAGGCAGCCAUCGUCUUUCAACGAGUUUUCUUCACGUUCAGAGAAUGCCAGUGAAAAAUCAUCUCCGGUUUACAAGAAACCAAAACAACAGUCUUUGUGA